Messenger RNA from Glycine soja, 1046 nucleotides. RefSeq names its product bidirectional sugar transporter SWEET17-like. Gene Ontology annotation, molecular function: sugar transmembrane transporter activity. Bases 120 to 857 code for a protein of 245 amino acids. Gene Ontology annotation, cellular component: membrane. The transcript is spliced from 6 exons. Gene Ontology annotation, biological process: carbohydrate transport. Lineage: Eukaryota; Viridiplantae; Streptophyta; Magnoliopsida; Fabales; Fabaceae. The record is from RefSeq and is a predicted model, not a curated record.
AUUGUUUCCCCUCUUUUCUCACCUCUCUCUUGCUCCAUAAAUAUAUAUGCACUAGAAAGGGAAUUUUAAACCAACCCAUUUGGAAAAUAACCUUAUUGCUUCUUGGUCUGCAAAAUAUCAUGGCAGAUGCAAGUUUCUUUGUUGGAGUCAUAGGCAACAUCAUCUCAAUUCUCAUGUUUCUUUCUCCUGUACCUACGUUUUGGAAAAUAAAGAAGCAAGGAUCUACCGAAGAUUUCUCAAGCCUUCCUUACAUUUGCACAUUGCUUAAUUGUUCCCUGUGGACUUACUAUGGAAUCAUAAAGGCUAGAGAGUAUCUGGUGGCUACUGUUAAUGGCUUUGGCAUUGUGGUGGAGACAAUCUAUGUUAUUCUAUUCCUCAUAUAUGCUCCAAAAGGGAGAAGGGGUAGAACUGCCAUUUUGGCUGUGAUUUUGGAUGUGGCAAUCUUGGCAGCAGCAGUAAUUACUACUCAAUUAGCAUUUCAAGGAAAAGCUCGUAGUGGUGCUGUUGGUGUUAUGGGAGCAGGCUUGAACAUUGUUAUGUAUUUCUCACCUCUCUCUGCCAUGAAAACAGUGGUGAAGACAAAAAGCGUGGAGUAUAUGCCAUUCUUGCUUUCUUUUUUCUUCUUUUUAAACGGUGGCGUUUGGUUGUUGUAUGCUGUUCUUGUUCGUGAUGUUAUCCUCGGGGUGCCAAACGGUACUGGAUUUUUACUGGGAGCGAUGCAAUUAGUGCUAUACGCAAUCUACAGAAAUGGGAAGCCUAGUUCAAAUAACAGAUUAGAAGAAGGAUUGCAACAUGAGCCUCUCAUCUCACAGCCUAAUAAGGAGUCACAUCAGAUAAGGGAAGACAGGCCCAUCUAGUUUGUCUUCAUGUUUUAAAGCUCCAUAUAUGCAUGCUAGCUCCACCAUCAUUGUUUGUUAUUUUCAAUGUAAGAAAAGGUAAAUUAGAAGCUCAAAUGAUUGCUUUAUUCAAUUAUUAUAGUAUAUUUUGAGCACAUGGAUGUGAGAUUGUUUAAACUUAAUAAAAAAUCUUAAGUUUAUAUUUUGACA